UCCUCAAUUCGUGUUAUUAUUUAUCGCAAUAACGGUGGUUUUGGAUAACGAGACACGUAUGAACGGAUAAAAGCAAGUUCAGUGGCAGAGAGACCGGCAGGCUGCUCUGUUCUUUCCUUCCACGAUGACGGAACACGAGCAAAACGCGAUGUUCGUCCGGGUGACGUCGGCAUUCUUUUACGGCCUGUCGUCGUUCAUGAUAACGGUUGUCAACAAAACCAUCCUCACGUCGUACGCCUUCCCGUCCUUCCAAGUGCUGGGGAUCGGCCAGAUGCUCGCGACAAUACUGGUCCUAUUCUUCGCCAAGAGGCUGCGCUAUGUCGAGUUCCCUAAUCUGGAGGUGACGACCUUCACCAAGAUAUGGCCGUUGCCACUGAUAUACAUCGGCAACAUGAUAUUCGGCCUGGGCGGCACCAAGCAGCUAAGCCUACCGAUGUUCACCGCCCUGAGGCGAUUCAGUAUCCUCAUGACAAUGAUCGCCGAGUACUACAUCCUCGGCAUCAAGGCGCGCCUGUCCAUACAGCUGAGUGUUUAUACCAUGAUCCUAGGCGCAGUGGUAGCCGCACUCAACGACCUUGCCUUCAAUCUCGAAGGCUAUAUCUUUAUUCUAUUGAACGAUUUCUUUACUGCUGCUAAUGGUGUAUAUAUGAAGAAGAAGCUAGAUUCUAAGGAAUUAGGAAAAUAUGGACUGAUGUAUUAUAAUUCUUUGUUUAUGCUCGGCCCAACAGUCCUAAUGGCCUGGUGGAUGGGCGAUAUAGAUCUGGCAUUAGAGUUUCCCAAUUGGACAAAUCCGCUGUUUAUUCUGCAGUUUGUAUUGUCGUGCAUAAUGGGUUUUAUUCUGUCGUACAGUACACUCCUCUGUACACUGUAUAACUCUGCGCUGACAACUACUAUAAUCGGAUGCCUGAAAAAUAUAUGCGUGACGUAUCUCGGUAUGGUGAUCGGUGGAGACUAUAUAUUUUCGUUGUUGAACUUUGUAGGAUUAAAUUUAAGUGUGAUAGGUAGCUUAGUAUAUACCUGGGUAACGUUUCGUAAAAGAGAGAGUCUGCAGCCAAAAUACACUUUGUUGACUGAAUCUCAGGCCAGUAGAAUACAAGCCAUAUGAUUGUAAAUUUUUAUACUAUAAGAAUGUGAUGCUGUAACUCUGUAUAAUAUAAAGCGUUGUACAAAGCGUUAAGAUCUACGUUCCUUUCUUCUGAACGAUGGCAGGGUGAUGUGUAUAUGACAAAUAGUUGUUAUGAAUAUUUCUGUUCCUCGUAUCUUAAGGUACUUUUUAACUUACCCAAGGUAGAAAGCGUGAAAUAAUAUCGACAACCUGACUGUAAUAUGUAUAUACCAAAGUAAAAUUGUCGUGUUACCAGAUAAGUAUUAUGUUAAUUACGAAAGCAGAUCAAUUAGAGUACGACGUUGCCAUAAAGUUAAAUAUAUUAAUCUAUAUAUGCACUAAUCUGUACAUACUUGACAGAUACUUUGAAUGGAAAUAAAUUUUAUUUAUUAACUGACAACACGGUUUCAAAUCUUCUUACUUUCCUCACUCGG
Trachymyrmex cornetzi is the source of this 1539-nucleotide messenger RNA. Its product is annotated as UDP-sugar transporter UST74c. Bases 125 to 1105 code for a protein of 326 amino acids. The transcript has a single exon. NCBI's taxonomy places the organism in Eukaryota, Metazoa, Arthropoda, Insecta, Hymenoptera, Formicidae. The record is from RefSeq and is a predicted model, not a curated record.